Messenger RNA from Exophiala xenobiotica, 612 nucleotides. RefSeq lists its product as uncharacterized. The transcript is spliced from 2 exons. Bases 1 to 612 code for a protein of 203 amino acids. Lineage: Eukaryota; Fungi; Ascomycota; Eurotiomycetes; Chaetothyriales; Herpotrichiellaceae. The record is from RefSeq and is a predicted model, not a curated record.
AUGUGCCAUUCCAGCAAGAGACAAGCAGGCCCAUCGCCGGCCCACUGUCACCAGUCGACCUGGUCUAGCGACCGAGGCAACUGCCACAACAAUUCCAUGCUUUCUGGCCAUUGCAAGCAUGCAGAUACCCUCCCUCCGAACCAGCAUUGCACUUGCAAAGAAUACGAGCAAGACUACUAUCUUCAAGCAUAUUCCCGCCGACCCCCUGGAACAGUGCACCCUGCCAUCGGCAUCCCACUCAGCAUCGUGACCUGUGGCUUGUCAUGUGCUGCAUUCGGCAUUUAUAGGGGCGUCAAAGAAAACAGAGCAGCCAAAAUGCACGCCAAAGCACAGCAGGCAAUGUCGCAGGCUCGACAACCAGUUGUGACAGAGCAGGUCACAGACGCAUACGCCAGACCGUCGCCUGUGGCGCUGAAGGCGGAAAUGGCCGGCGACGACUUUGUCGAUGCCUCAUAUGGUAGUGAACGAGGACAUUCGAUCUCGACAGACUUGUCGGCUGCUUCGUACAUUUCCUCGUCAAUGCGCAAAGUCGACAAUGUCUCUGAGGCUGACGGUAACCCCCUCACUCCGCCGCCCGGAUACAAUGAGAAGGUGUGGGACAAGAAUUUGUGA